This is a messenger RNA of Electrophorus electricus (electric eel), 1341 nucleotides long. The record is from RefSeq and is a predicted model, not a curated record. NCBI's taxonomy places the organism in Eukaryota, Metazoa, Chordata, Actinopteri, Gymnotiformes, Gymnotidae.
AUGUUGCAGCAAAUACUGCGGGACAUGUAUGUGGAGCCAGAGCUGCUGGUGGAGCUGAGCGAGGAGCAGAGACAGCUCCUCUUCUACAAGAUCCGCCAGGAGCAAGUGCGGCGCUGGGCAGAGCACGAGAGUCAAGAGGAGGCCCAGGAGAGCAGGCAGCACACACGUGAGAGGAAGAACAUACAAUGGCUCCAUGGUAGUGAUGGAGACGUGUGGGUGUGGGUGAUGGGAGAGGCUCCUGGGGACAGACCUUACGAGCAGAUCAUCAGAGAGCUGAUUGAGGAGAAAGCAUGUCGGCAAGCCCAUCUAGAAGCUCAAGAGCUGUGGUGCAAGAAACAAGCAGAGCUCAAGCAGAAGUUCAGGGACGCUGUAUUUAAAGAGAAGACCCGUCUAAUAGCAGGGAAGUGGAAAGAGGAAGCUGAGGACAGGAAGGUGGCUAAACAGGAAGAGGAGCACAUUAGGGAGGAGCUUGAGAAGCGUGAGGAAGAGGAGAGGCAGAGCGGAGAGGAAGAGGUCCGACGUGCCGAGGAGAGGAGAGCGAGGGAGCUGUAUGUCUCCCUGGAGCGAGAGCGCCACGCUGCUCAACAGGACGAUGAGGAGUGGAGUGAGCAAAUGCGACGCUCUAAGGCGGCAGAUGAGGAGAUGGCGAGGCUGGCACACUGGGCAAGGGAUGAGCAUAAGAGUCAGUCUCUCCGCGCACGCCAGCAUGCUAUUGGCUGCCAGCCCCAGCGCCCGCCCGACGGCAGCAUGACACGCAGUGCCGUCACUGAGCUGCAGGCCAAGGCUCCACCCCCUCCCGGACCCUGCCCUCGCCCCGCCCUCCGGUCCACGGCUCCGCCCCUCUAUCGCCGGAGCCAGAGCCACAGGCCCAGCCCCAUGGUGAGCCAGCCCUUGAUGGACAGCCCUUCCUGGGUGCGGUUCCCCCGUCCUAAAUCGAGAGAGUCUAUCAUAGCAUGGUUCUGUGAGGACCAGAGACCCAAGCGGGCUGGCUACGAACGCAACAGCAACCACAUUGCGCCAUGGUUUCACGGUAAAGUUGCCAGGGAAGAAUCGGAGCACCAACUGGCGAACGAGGCCACGGUCUUUCUGGUGCGAGUGAGCGAGAUGAUUUGGGGUUACACGCUGUCCUAUCGCACACCCAGCGGGUUUAAGCACUUCCUUAUCGACGCCACGGGGGACUUCUACAGCUUCCUAGGAGUCGACCAGAGCUGCCACGCGUCCCUCGCCGACCUCGUCGACUUUCACAAGGUGGAAAUCAUCACCACCACAGGGAAGGAGCUGUUACAGGAGGCAUGCAGGAAGGACACACCCCCUGGAGACUAUGGAGGGCUGUUCCCGUAA